This is a messenger RNA of Didymodactylos carnosus, 1767 nucleotides long. Lineage: Eukaryota; Metazoa; Rotifera; Eurotatoria; Philodinida; Philodinidae. The record is from the annotation of a GenBank genome assembly.
AUGGCCAAGAACGUUUCAGACAGAUUAUCAAGUUCCAGAAAUGUUAUCUAUGGUGCCAGAAAUGAUACGUCAACUGGAAAGAAACGACCAGUAAUAACAAUUGGUGUAAGUGUAGCCGAGCGUGCACGUUUAUUUGGCACUCAAGUAAAAUCUGCAUCAUCGAAAAAUCAACAAACACAACGAUCUGUACCAAAUCAGCAAUCAAAAUCGAAUAUUGUCUAUCAAGACAGACACGAUCAACAACCAAAUACAAAUGUAGAUAGGCGUCCGAAAACAGAGAUAUCUUAUUCUACUCCACAGAAAGUAUCGAAUAAUCGUCGAUCGCCUGCUCGAGUUAAUAGAACAACACAUGCACAACCAUCAUCAACAAAUUCACACACUUAUUCAACACUAACACGACCGACAACAAGACAAAUCCCUCAUUCACAUGAUCAUAAUCGAUAUUCACCAACACGUCAUCAGACAUCUUCUUACGAUAGUUUUCAACAUGCUAUUCCACUACAACAACAAGCAUUUGGUAAAGAAAAUCACGCUGAAAUAGUACUCGGCAAAUUAUAUACUCCUGAUAAUGAUCUUUUUCUUGAAUUAUAUGACAGACAAAGAUCACCAUCACACAACACUGCUUAUCGAAUAUCAGACUAUUUUCAAUCAACACAGGAUCCUUUAAAAGUAUUGUUGAAAAAUUCAUCAGAAAGAUAUCCUCAACAACAGAUACCAAUAACAACAGAUACUGAUUUAACUGGUAUGCAACCAUUUGAUCUUGGAAACAUAAUGAAUCGUAUUCAACAAGAUUAUCUUGAUAAUGUUCGACCAUAUGUAUCUAGUGUGAAAUUUGUUGAUAAUGAUCAAAGUUUAGCUGAUAUCGGAUUUAUAACACCAGCAACUACUCGAAGAGGUUAUACAAGACAAAUGGAUGACAUAUAUCAUCGUCAAAUACCAUCACAUCAUCAUAAUUAUAUUGACACAAAUGGUUUUCGUUCAUACGACAAAAUGCAUCGAAAACAAUCAAUCAAUAGAAGAAAACAUAAGGCACGAUAUCGCGAUCAAGCAUCAUCACCUAUUCCAUCAUCUGAUAAAAUGGACACACGACGACAAUUAGACACUGAUCCUGUUACUAAGAAAAGUUCUUGCUCAGAUCUGCCUGCUGAUCCUAUUCCAAAACUACCAACACCGACUGCGACAAGUUACAGUGAAGAAGAAGAGGAAUCAACAAGAGCAAGCGGUCAACCAGAAAUGUCAAAAACAACUCAACAAGUUUCAUCUGACGUCACUUCAUCUGAAUCGUCAACAGCCUCUGAAGAUGAUUCGCAAGAACAUCUUUCAACAACUCCAAUACAACCACCUCUCUCUAAACCUGUCGACGAAGAUAUUCGUGCUUCAGUUACAGCCAAAACUCAAACAUCACAACGCAGCGAACUUAUUCGCCCAGCAUUGCAAAAUCAAAUUCCAUCAACAAUAGUUCCAGCUCAAAUAAGGAAAGGUCCAGCUGAAGAAAGUGAAACGGAAGAAUCUGAGUCUGAAACAGAAUCGGAUUCCGACAGCGACAGUGAUGAUGAAGAUGAAAACUUAGACGCUUCACUUGCUGCUGCACGCCCUGCAAAUACACCACAAAUAAAUGCUCGAGCAAUUCCACAACGAACAAACACCGAUAAUAAUUUGAUUCAACCGUUUGAUCCGGAAGACUCUGGAAAAUCAUCAUCGUUUACUGGCAAACUAAAGUCGUUAGUAAAUAAAUUUCGUCGUAAAAAAUCAUUGACUUUGAAUUAA